CACGGCUGGGCACGGCAGUGUGCCUAUCUCCUCUCGGACUUGCACAUUAUUCAGACCAAAAGUGGCGGCUCGCACUAUGGAUGCUACUGUUUAUGAGAUCAUAUUUGGAGAGCUCGGGGACCUAAAUUGUAGUUUAAUAGAGGCUUUCCAGGACACUUUUUUGGCAAAUGCUUCAUUGUCAUUGCUGAGCACUGAUGGUUUAUAUUGCAAUGCCACAACCGAUGAGAUUGGAACCUGCUGGCCACGGAGCAGCACUGGCAGGAUUGUAGAAAGACCUUGCCCUGAGUACAUUAAUGGGGUGAAGUACAACACAACGAGGAGCGCUUACAGGGAAUGUAUGGAUAACGGAACAUGGGCGCUGAAGAGUAAUUACUCCAACUGUGAACCCAUUUUGGAGGAGAAGAGAAAAUAUCCGAUGCAUUAUAAAAUAGCGCUGAUCAUCAACUACUUAGGCCAUUGCAUCUCUGUGGGAGCUCUUGUCGUGGCCUUCAUUCUCUUCUUGUGCUUAAGGAGCAUACGAUGUCUUCGAAACAUCAUCCACUGGAACUUAAUCACCACCUUCAUACUGAGGAAUGUUAUGUGGUUUUUGCUUCAGCUGAUUGACCACAAUAUCCAUGAGAGCAAUGAGCCUUGGUGUCGCUUAAUAACGACAAUAUACAACUACUUUGUGGUGACAAACUUUUUCUGGAUGUUUGUUGAAGGAUGCUACCUUCACACAGCCAUUGUAAUGACAUAUUCAACUGAUAAGCUGAGAAAGUGGGUCUUCCUGUUUAUCGGCUGGUGUAUUCCAUGUCCUAUAAUUGUGGCUUGGGCCAUAGGAAAGCUGUAUUAUGAAAAUGAACAAUGCUGGUUUGGUAAAGAACCUGGAAAAUACAUGGACUACAUUUACCAGGGACCUGUUAUUCUUGUGCUUUUGAUAAACUUUGUUUUCCUCUUCAAUAUAGUUCGAAUUCUUAUGACCAAACUAAGAGCUUCAACCACAUCAGAAACAAUACAGUACAGAAAAGCCGUGAAAGCAACACUAGUCUUGCUACCUCUGCUCGGCAUCACCUACAUGCUCUUCUUUGUGAAUCCGGGGGAGGAUGACAUCUCGCAAAUUGUGUUCAUCUAUUUCAACUCCUUUUUACAGUCUUUUCAGGGGUUCUUUGUGUCAGUGUUUUACUGCUUUCUAAACGGAGAGGUUCGCUCAGCAGUAAGAAAACGGUGGCACCGCUGGCAGGACAACCACACUCUUCGAGUUCGAGUGGCGCGAGCCAUGUCUAUCCCGACCUCACCGACCAGGAUCAGCUUCCACAGCAUCAAACAGACCACAGCCGUGUGACCACAGAAACACGCAAUCUCCAUACUGAUUCCUCCAGCAAGGUCGCUGUUUGUCCGGUAUGACUAAGGAGUCAUGCGAUUUAUUUUGCCUGGUGACAAAAGUUCAUUUUAACUGCACAAAAAUGACAUGAAGCUCUCGUUAUAAGGUACCGUUUGUGACGUGGAUGGGCUUGGUUUUUCGAAACAACGAAAUGGUUCAAUCGUCACAUUACAGCAGGUUUGACCCUAUAAUUUUAGUGUUGUUACUGGUUAUGAGUACUUGAAAUUUGACUGACCUUGACGCAUUCAUAUGUUGCCAAAACUGCCAUUUGUAUCUAUUAUGAUAAAAAUGCUAAGCUGCUCUUUGAAUUACCUGCUCUUUAUCAGCAGCUUAAUUUGACAGAAAGAAGCUUUUUGGGGAGGAAGAAAACAGAAAACAGCACAGAGUAAAAAAAAAAUAAAUAAAAAAUGAGUCAUAACACUCUGAAGUGAAAACAAUUUAACGUAGAGUCAUCAACUGCUUUUUUUUUUAACUAAAACACAAUCUCAACACAUGAUGUUUUGGUUAAUGUGAGAUGCGGCUAUUUUAUACAAACAAACCAUUUUAAGAAGCUUUUAUAAUGUGUCUUUUUUAAAAUCAUUUUUCUUCUUUCUUUUUUUUACAUCUUUCUUACUGUUGUAAACAUUGGUAAAUACUUUUUUCACUCUCUUUGUUCUGAGGAUUUGAUUUUACAACUAUUUCUAUUUCCUUUUGUUAGACUUGGUCUUAUUUUUUUGUUGCUUUUUUUUACUGUGCAAGGAAGGUGUCGACAUAAAGAGCAAUUUAACGUGUUAUGUGUUUGAACUCCCCGAGAGCGAUAAAUGAGCGUUCCCGACUUAGAGUUCUCUUGCAGACGAGGAAAGGUAUGAUUAUAUAUACAUUAUUUUAUGGAGCCAAGUGAUUCUCAUUUAUGUAAUCUGUUAAGUGCUGCACAUGGAUUUGUCAUGCAGGCACAGUGGAAGCAGAUUAAAUUCUUUUGGCUUUAUGAAAUCCUUGUGGCUUCCUUAUAAUCAGUGUCACAUACUAAGCUUCUGGGUCAAAGGAAGAGGAGCUUGACAAUAUGAGGACCGAUCGGUUUCCUAAACCGUUGCUCUGGUGAGAUCAACCUUCUGCUUGCCUGUAACCCCGGCUCUUACACCUCCUAAGGCUGCUCACCCAAUAGUAAUUUAAACAGCCAUGUAUGGACAGAUAAUAAUAAGGGAGGGAAUGUUUGUUAUGAAAAGGUUUAUCGAUCAAUUACAGCAAGCUUACAUUUUGAUGCACAUAUUCCCUACUGUGUUGAUAGAUUAGCUACACAUCUGUUAAAUAAAAACUGUCUGACAUUUGAUGGGUGGCAAAAUCAGCACCACUCAUUUCUGUUUGAUGUGUGUUUUGUGUGGAUUUAACACUAACGCUUAAUACUGUGAUUGAGCUCUAGAGGGGUCAUUAAGAAGAUUUCGUAAGCUUCGGACAGAAAGUGGAUGACCUUCCCAUGUUUUAUUUAUUUAUUAAGUUUAUGUAUUUAUUUCAGAUUAUAUUUGAAUUGAUAUCGGGGUUUGUAUUUAAAAGUGUCACAUAAAACAUCCAGAAUUUAUUUCACUCAUGUGAAGAUGGUGUACAUAACACAAAAUAUUUAAUCACAUCUUGAUGUAAAAAAAAAAAGAAGUAUUUUGUAAACGUUUGCUACAUUACAACAUCUGUUUCUGUUGAUCUUAGUUCAUUUUUGCUGUUGCUGCUUGAUGACGCUUGAUGUUUGCUGGUAAAUACUGAUCACCUCUCAUUAUUUACCCAUUAAUAUAUAACUCUGAUCAAGGGCGUCAUAAUUUAGCCAUGACAUUGCGCACCCUCCCAAGACUUCAGUAUGUUACAUACAUACAAAGUGUACCACAUUACAUUACAACUGUGACGUAUUUUCAUAAAGAAACUUUUUUUAAACAAAUGUGAAUAAAAUAUAAAUAAAACUAUAUUUUAUUUGAAAUCACCAAAGAGAGAAACCAUGUUUACUGACAUACUGACUUUUUAACUGCCUAUGUAUUUCUAUUAUUUCCACUGGACUUUGUCGACCAAAUCUUGUUUAUUUUGUACAUCGUUUAUUGUACAUGAUGUGUAUUCAGUGCUGUUUGAUGUCAGACAUAAUUUUAUAAAAAAAAUCAAACUCUUUGUUGAACAACCCAGGUUGCCUUAUGAACAAAAGAAAAAAAAAGUUUUGUGAAAAUGAAGCCGUUGUCUCUGUUAAUCAUGUAUCUUUGUGUUACUUGUAUACACUUGGACUGUAUGUGUGAAAAAAGGAUUUUGAUUAAAAUUGUACUUUAAAUUAUAUAACACACUAUAUAUUUUGGAGGGGGGCAUUUCAGUGCAUUGGGUCCAUACAGUUUGAAAAUCUUACAAAAGCCACAGAUUGCACUAAUAGAAUCUGUUCAGCUGAUUCAUUUGCUGUGUAUCUCCCUCACCUCCAGGCACUUUAUAAA
Neolamprologus brichardi is the source of this 3786-nucleotide messenger RNA. RefSeq names its product corticotropin releasing hormone receptor 2 (gene crhr2). Lineage: Eukaryota; Metazoa; Chordata; Actinopteri; Cichliformes; Cichlidae. Gene Ontology annotation, biological process: cell surface receptor signaling pathway; long-term synaptic potentiation; adenylate cyclase-modulating G protein-coupled receptor signaling pathway. The record is from RefSeq and is a predicted model, not a curated record. Gene Ontology annotation, cellular component: dendrite; axon terminus; plasma membrane. Gene Ontology annotation, molecular function: corticotropin-releasing hormone receptor activity; peptide hormone binding; corticotrophin-releasing factor receptor activity.